This is a messenger RNA of Brassica rapa (field mustard), 1568 nucleotides long. Its product is annotated as zinc finger protein CONSTANS-LIKE 15. The record is from RefSeq and is a predicted model, not a curated record. Gene Ontology annotation, molecular function: protein binding; zinc ion binding. NCBI's taxonomy places the organism in Eukaryota, Viridiplantae, Streptophyta, Magnoliopsida, Brassicales, Brassicaceae.
GCUUGUGUCCUGUCUUAUUGACUCCAAAAGAUUUGCUUCGAAAAUGGAAAACGUGUUAAACUGAAUUUGAUCAUCACUCCAAAAAUAGUUUCUCGAGGAAUCAUCAUGAGCAGCAGUAGCGAGAGAGUUCCGUGCGACUUCUGCAACGAGCGAGCGGCGGUUCUGUUCUGCAGAGCCGACGCAGCGAAGCUCUGUUUACCCUGCGACCGCCACGUGCACACCGCGAAUCUCCUCUCCAAGAAGCACGUGCGGUCUCAGAUCUGCGAUAACUGCGGCAGCGAGCCGGUCUCCGUGCGGUGCUUCACCGACAGCCUCGUCCUGUGUCAGGAGUGCGACUGGGAUGUUCACGGGAGCUGUUCCGUCUCCGACGCUCACGUCCGCUCCGUUGUCGAAGGGUUCACCGGUUGUCCUUCGGCGUUGGAGCUUGGAGCGUUGUGGGGGAUCGAUCUUGAAGGGAGGAAGGAGGAAGAGAAGCAAGUGCCGGUGACGAUGGAGAGUUUUGGGAUGGAGUUGGAUUCGUGGAUCUCUGGAUCUGACGUUUUGCAGGAGCUGGUGGUUCCUGUUCCCAAGAAAGGUGGAUCUAGCUGCGGGAGGUAUAAGCAGGUGUUGGGUAAACAGCUUGAGGAGCUGCUCAGGAGUGGUGGUGGUGGUGUUGAUGAUGGUGAGUGUGAUGGAGAAGCGGGAGAAGAAGGGAAUAUGGUUCCGGAGAUGCAGGAGAGAUUGGGAUGGAGAAGAGAUGAAGAGGAGAUCAGUGGUGGUGGAGAAGUGAACCAGCAGCCUCAAACGACGUCGUUUACAGCUUUGCUGUGGAAUGCUGCUAAUACUAGUGAUGGCCAGAGACAGAGUACUCAGAUUUGGGAUUUUAACUUGGGAAAGUCAAGAGAACCCGAGGACAGUAGCAGAAUGAAAGCUGCUUAUGUUACAAACGAUGCUGCUUCAUUCAAAAUCAACAGCUUUGUUGAAGUCAAGAAGAAUGAUACUUGUUCCACUAAAGCCAAAGGUGUUAAAGAGAUUUUCCAGGAUGACUACAAUCAAUCUACUUCAGGGCAGGUAUUAACGUGUGAGAGCAACAAUCUUCCUAUUACCUUCGGCUCCGAGAAAGGUUCAAACUCCUCCAGUGAAUUAAAUUUCACUGAAAACAUUGGUGGAACUAGUUGUAAGAGUACAAGACGAGUGGCAACCAAGGCUGAUCUGGAGCGGCUGGCUCAGAACAGAGACAAUGCAAUGCAGCGUUACAAAGAAAAGAGGAAAACACGGAGAUAUGAUAAGACCAUAAGGUAUGAAUCGAGGAAAGCAAGAGCUGAUACAAGGUUGCGUGUCAAAGGCAGAUUUGUGAAAGCUACUGAAGCCCCUUAUCCUUAGGUUUCCUAUUAGCUUAGGGACUUUUAUUUCUACUUCCUCUGCCUCCUCGUAAAUGUAUAUAAGAUCGGUCUCGUUUCUUUUGCGUUUGUUUGUAUGUCCCUCUUUAUGUACCUUGGAAACUUCUCUAGUUGGAAAAGGAUUGUUUCUUAAACUAGAUGUGUACUGUUUCCUGGUCAUUGACUGGUCUAAAGAUGUUUGGUUAAACA